This is a messenger RNA of Pieris rapae (cabbage white), 2052 nucleotides long. RefSeq names its product protein arginine N-methyltransferase 1 (gene Art1). NCBI's taxonomy places the organism in Eukaryota, Metazoa, Arthropoda, Insecta, Lepidoptera, Pieridae. Gene Ontology annotation, molecular function: protein-arginine N-methyltransferase activity. The record is from RefSeq and is a predicted model, not a curated record. Gene Ontology annotation, biological process: peptidyl-arginine methylation. The transcript is spliced from 8 exons. Bases 293 to 1363 code for a protein of 356 amino acids. Gene Ontology annotation, cellular component: nucleus.
UAAGCCUAACUUCAACAAUUUUAAAUUUUAGUAAUCAAUUUUGCAGUUUGCUAAUUUCAAUGAGCUCAGUAAUUAUUCUUUUCUGAGAGGCUUCCUUUCUGAAUUUUAGUAUUAUUUAGUAAACUAUUGUGAUACAAUUAUAUUAGUUACAGCCGUAUUGCUGUUAAACUCUGAACAAUAGAAUUUUGCUGAAAUAAGAAAAGUGACACAUUGAAUUGGCAUAACCGCGUGUAGGUUAUAAAGUACGCUUUAAUUUUUAAUUUUUGUUGAAUCUUUGUUUAAAAAAGAUAAAAUGGAAAGCAUGGACGUCGCACAAGAAGGAGCAUCUGCGGCCUCUACCCCAGUGCAAGAAAAUGGCCCGGACAAAAAUGUUACAGCCGAAGAGAUGACAUCGAGGGACUACUAUUUUGAUUCGUACGCACAUUUUGGUAUACACGAGGAAAUGUUGAAGGAUGAAGUGCGGACUCUUACCUAUCGAAACGCUAUGUACCAUAAUAGGCACCUAUUCAAAGGAAAAACUGUACUUGACAUUGGAUGUGGUACGGGAAUUCUCUCCAUGUUUGCAGCAAAAGCAGGUGCUUCUAAAGUGUUUGCCAUAGAAUGCUCCAAUAUUGUAGAUUAUGCCCGAAAAAUUGUUGAGGCUAACAGGCUUGAUGAUGUCAUAGAAAUUAUUAAAGGAAAGGUAGAGGAAGUAGAACUUCCAGUUGAGAAAGUUGAUAUAAUAAUUUCGGAAUGGAUGGGUUAUUGUCUCUUCUAUGAGAGCAUGCUGGACACAGUUCUCUAUGCUCGGGACAAAUGGCUAAGGGAGGAUGGUAUGCUCUUUCCUGACAGGUGCACAUUAUUUAUUUGUGGUAUUGAGGACCGUCAGUACAAAGAUGAAAAAAUUAACUGGUGGGAUGAUGUCUAUGGCUUUGACAUGUCUUCUAUAAGAAAGGUGGCUAUAUCUGAACCACUUGUUGAUGUUGUUGAUGCUAAACAGGUGGUCACAAACUCUUGUAUGUUGAAAGAGAUAGACCUAUAUGUUGUCAAGAAAGAAGAUCUUAACUUUGAAGCAAAGUUCCAUCUUCAGGUUCGUCGCAAUGAUUUUAUUCAAGCUUUGGUGACAUUUUUCAAUGUGGAAUUUACAAAAUCUCAUAAACGGUUGGGCUUUAGCACUGCCCCAGAGGCACCCUACACACAUUGGAAACAGACCGUUUUCUACUUCGAUGAAUAUAUGACUGUAAAGAAGGGUGAAGAAAUAGUAGGCACUUUUGGCAUGCGCCAAAAUGCGAGGAACAACCGAGACCUCGACUUUGAACUCGAAAUUUCAUUCAAGGGCGAGCUCUGCCAGGUGCAAGAAAAGAAUCACUACAGGAUGCGUUGAUACCAACUCGUUUUCUUGUGGCAUUACGUUUUGUUAACUUAUGUUUUGCAACUUCCCAACUUCGUCGUAUUAUCGUCAGUGUUUCUUUUUAACUCUGGCAAUUUUUCGUACUAUUAGUUACUUUUAACAGCUUUAAGUAUGGCCUGAGGAAUCAUUUAUUCUUUUAUCAAGAUUUUUAUUUGUAAAUGAUAAUUAUUUCUAAAGUAGCAGUUUGUAGUUUUUUAAUAAUAUAUCUGAUCUGCUCUUUACUUAUAUUUUCGCAUGGAGAAGCAAACAUAAGUAUAAAAUUAGUUAUGUCACUUUAUUUAAGGUAGCUGUAAGUCGUAUUAGUUUUAUAUUCUCAUGUUAAGAUUUCAAAAUACAAUUUCUGUGAUGACAAUUUCUUUAACAUUAAGUUUGAGUUUAAAAUUGCAAGCAAGAGAAGUGCAGUGUUAAACAGCCUUUGUUCAGUAUUGUCUUGAUCAACAUACAAGUAAAUUUGUAUGUAUAUUAAAAUUGUAGCAAGGGUGCAGCAGUUAUUUACAGGCAGGAUUUAAUAAAAUAGUGAAGAAUGGAAUGAUAUUCAAGCUUAACAAUUCGAAGAAAAUCUUAUAUAUUUUGUUUGUAAUUUUUAUUAAUUGUUCUGAAUGUUUAUCUGUACUCAGUGUGUAGAAUGAAUGGGUAAGAUGAGUAAAAUAAUAUGAGGUAAA